Bufo gargarizans (Asiatic toad) is the source of this 6051-nucleotide messenger RNA. It is a transcript of the gene MALRD1, whose product is annotated as MAM and LDL receptor class A domain containing 1. The transcript is spliced from 37 exons. The coding region runs from base 1 to 6051 and encodes 2016 amino acids. The record is from RefSeq and is a predicted model, not a curated record. Gene Ontology annotation, cellular component: membrane. Gene Ontology annotation, molecular function: protein binding. Lineage: Eukaryota; Metazoa; Chordata; Amphibia; Anura; Bufonidae.
AUGACCAACCCCAACCCCAGCAGGGGCCAUUCAGGCAUCAGGAUCUACGUGGGUGCCAGGGAGCAAGGACAUUUUCUGUUUGUUGAUGGGAACCCCGGCAAUUUGCAGAAAAGGGCUUAUUUAAAAAGCUCGCUGUUUCGCAGGAGCAGAGGCAAGAUCUGUCGUUUCCACUUCUAUUACAUGAUUGAGGAAGACAACAGUCUGAGACUUCUGCUCUACUCGGAUGAGAAAGAAAUAGUACUUUUUGAACAAAAUACAUCAACCGAAGGCCACUGGCUGGAAGGAAAAGUCUGUCUCCCUGAGAGCUCAGAAGAUUUGCAGGAGAAACAGUUUGUGGGGGAAGCAGGACUCACAGACUUCCUAUAUGAGUUUGUGGUGGUAACAGGACUCACAGGCUUUCUUAAUGAACCAGACGAGGAAGAAGGGCUCACAGUCUUCCUAUAUGAGUUUGUGGAGGAAGCAGGACUCAAAGGCUUCCUAUAUGAGUUUGUGGAGGAAGCAGGACUCACAGGCUUUCUUAAUGAACUGUCCGGGGAACUUGCUUUUGAAGGAACGGUAAGGAACAUCCGGGGGUUCAUUCGCUUGGAUGAUUUCAGAUGCGCAGGAUGCAAAGACUAUUCUGGAAGCUCUUCCAAUGGACCACGCUUCAAGGAUGCAUCAAUGAGUGAAUUUCCAAAUGACUGCGGUUAUGGUAGAGAUAAAGAUCUAACAAUUCCCAGAAACUUGAACACUUGUGACUUUGAGUAUGACUUUUGCGAUUGGAAAGCACUCAAUAACAGUGAUUGGGUCUGGAAAAUAAGUACUGGAAAAUCCUUCAGUAAUAUUAACAGAGACCAUACAACUGAUAGGGAAUAUGGACACUUCAUAUACUUUAAUGACAACUCUAAACCUGGAGAGGGCAUUCCAUCAUCACAGCUGGAAAGUAACUUUUUGGUGGAGCCUUCUGCCGGAGCUCAAUGUCAGACAACGCUGAAGGCACAAACAGGCAGCAAAGUAAAGGCUAAUCAAACCAUCUCCAUUGAGGAAACUCGGCAUCUGAUGAUGUCCACACCUUCCAGACUUCAAGCAGUCAUUGACUGCAAGUUCCAGGACUUCUUUGCAGCAGAUUUGAUUGUGGGCUCCAUAGAAGUCAAUGGGGAAGCAGAGAAACCUAAACUAAAAACUCUUCUAAAACUUUUAAAUCACCAACAAAUUACAAAUCUGCUGCCAAAACCAACCUGUUUUCAGCUAAUGAUCUGCUACUUAUUUUUCCGCCUAUGUGAAUAUACCCUGAAGAUGUAUGUCCCUCCAUUCCAGUCUAUGCAAUUUUGGUACCAGAUGUGGGAAUCCUCUAAAAUAUUAAUAUACAAGAGAACAUUACUUAAUGAAGGAUUGGAACUACUGCAUGAGAUCACUGACCCAACUGGUGACAAGUGGACAGAAGCCACUAUAGAUAUUAAGAGUAAUUCAAUCAACACUUCUCAGAUCAUUUUGAAAGCCCUCCUUAUCUCACCUCAGGCCAUAGUUGCUAUUGAUGACAUCGGUUUGUCCCUGGAUUGUGUCACCUAUAACACACUUUCAGGUAAACCAAUAAGGUCAACAUUUCAUCGGUGUCCAUUUGGCUACUUUUCAUGUGGAGAUGGUCAGUGCAUAUUAUGGAAAAAGCGCUGUGAUUUUACAAAGGACUGCCCAAAUGGAAUUGAUGAAAAUUUAUGCCCUGCUAAAUGUGACUUUGAAACCGAUGAUUGUGGUUGGCGCGAGAUACGUUACUUUGAUUCCUUUGACUGGGUCAGAAGCUCCUCGAGGAGCUUGACGCCUGAGUAUCUCUCCCAAGCCCCACCGCAGGACCAUACCACUAAUUCAAUGCAAGGUCAUUUCAUGUUUAUUCAGCGGAAGGAUAGGAACUAUACUCAGACUGCAGAACUGCGGAGUCCGAGGUUCAGUCAGGCAGGACAAGGCUGCUCUGUGACCUUCUGGUAUUACAACUAUGGAUCCUCAGUGGGAAUGGCAGAGAUCCUUUUACAUGUAGAUAAUGAGCGUGUGCCCACUGUGCUCUGGAGCACUUACUUCAGCCAAGGGAACCAGUGGUUAAAGGGAUUCAUUCAGCUUGAUCGCUUGUCCCAUCCUUUCCAAUUGUCAGUGAAUAAACACAACGUGGGCUACUAUGAAGGUGUCUCAGCCUUUGAUGAUAUUGUGUUCGAAAACUGUUCUCUUCCUACUGCUGACCCAAGCUGUAGAGAACCUGACCGCUUCUGGUGUAAAGAUACUAAGGCUUGUAUAAGCAAUUUACUGCUGUGUGAUCUCAUUGACGACUGUGGAGAUGGAUCGGAUGAGAUGAAUUGCACUUCGGAAUUACAGUGCAACUUCGAAGAAGGAUUAUGUAACUGGACGCAAGACACUGAUACUGAUGACUUUGAUUGGACUAGACAUCAAGGCCAGACACCAACUACUGACACAGGACCCAUGAAAGACCAUACCCUGGGAACAGCCAAAGGGCAUUACCUCUACAUUGAGACAUCAGAACCUCAGCUGUACCGAAAUCAAGCCAUUCUACUAAGCCCUGAAAUAGAUGCUACAGUUAAUAACGAGAAUAAAUCUUGUAUUUUCCGCUUCCAUUACCACAUGUUUGGAAGGCAAAUUUAUUCCUUGGCAGUCUAUAAAAGGACCAUUAGGAACACUAGAGGCCAAUUACUGUGGCAAUCGUUUGGAAAUAAAGGAACCCGUUGGUUAAAGAAAAUACUCUACGUAAACAGUUCUCUGCCAUUCCAGCUAAUAAUUGUAGGCAUGGUAGGUGAUGGAUACACCGGGGACAUUGCAAUUGACGACAUUUCCUUCUUUAACUGUACUUUGUAUCGAGGUACUUUGCCAACCUGGUCACCAAUUCCCUUAGAAACGCCUACUAAGGCAACACUUCCAGUCCACUACUGCUCAGAGGAUGAACAUGUCUGCAGGUCAACAGGACACUGUAUACCAGUCACAAAGCGGUGUGACUUCAGAGAAGACUGUCCAGAUGGGUCUGAUGAGCACAACUGUGUUUCAGAAUAUUGUGACUUUGAAAACGGGAGUUUAUGUAAUUGGCUCCAGCCGGAGGGAACUUCCUUUCGUUGGGACACGGCAUUCCAGUGGUCUGUCGGUCAAGGCAUUGCCAUUGUUCCUGGGGAAGAGAACCAUAGGCCUCUCGAUGACCAUACCACGUCUACAGAAGAAGGCUGGUAUUUGUAUGCAGACAGCUCAAAUGGAAAGUUUGGCCAUACAGCUCAUGUCAUGACUCCUCUUAUAUCCCAUACUGGACCCAAGUGCAAGCUGACAUUCUGGACCCAUAUGAAUGGAGCGACUGUGGGAUCAUUAGAGGUUCUUAUUAGACUUGUCAAUGUGACGUAUGAAGUUUGGUUUCAGACUGGAAAACAAGGAGCGAAGUGGAGGAGAGCUGAAGUUUACUUGGGGAAACUGUCUAACUUUCAGAUUGUCCUUCGUGCUAAACGUGGUGUAAGUUACAUAGGAGAUGUUUGUGUGGAUGAUAUCGCUUUCGAAGACUGCGCGCCAGUGCUGGUAGACGACAAGCAGUGCACAUCAGAGGAGUUCAUGUGUUCCAAUAAAUACUGUAUUCCCAAGAAUAACAUGUGUGACUUUGUCAAUGACUGCUCGGAUAACUCGGAUGAGGACCACUACUUAUGUGGCUCCUAUCUUGGACGUUGUAAUUUCGAAUUUAAUCUUUGUGAUUGGAAGCAGAGUCAGAGCGAUAAUUUCGACUGGAGCAUGAGAGCUGGGAGCACUCCUACUGUUGGCACUGGUCCAGUGACUGAUCACACUUCAAAGAACCCAUCUGGGUUCUAUAUUUUCAUAGAGGCAUCUUUUCCACAUUUACCAGGCCAGGUGGCUAAGCUUUCAGGACCACCAAUAAGCAAAUGGAGCAGAAACUGCACGAUCAUCUUUUACUUCCACAUGUAUGGAGAGGGCAUCGGAUCACUGACCAUGUAUCAGGUGACAGUGAGCGGACAUGAAAAUCUACUUUUAAAUAUGACUGGAGAUCAGGGGAAUUUCUGGCAGAGAAAAGAGCUAUCACUUCAUGAUCUGGGAGAAGAUUUCUACAUUAUGUUUGAAGGGAAAGUUGGCAAAGAUCAAAGAGGAGAUAUAGCUCUGGAUGACAUUGUCCUCUCAAAUGAGUGUUUUCCAUCUUCUGUAUUUAUCCCACAGCCUCUCAGAAAAGACCCCCCCACCUAUAACUGCCCAGUGGGAUUUCUUAAAUGUAAAAAUAAAAAGUGCAUCACCUCUGAAAAGUUAUGUGACUUUGUCGAUGACUGUGGGGAUAACACAGAUGAAAUACAGUGUGGCACAUCAUGCACAUUUGAAAAUGGUGCAUGCGGGUGGAAAAACUCUGUGGCUGACAGUUUUGACUGGAUUUUGGGAGGGCAUUCAUCUAAGUCUCUAAGACCUCCCAUAGACCAUACACUUGGAAAUGAAAAUGGUCACUUUUUGUAUCUCGAGACAUCAUAUGUUGGUCUACGUGGUGAAAAAGCUCAUAUGAAAAGCUCCAAGUGGAAGGAGUCGGCGAGGACUUGUAUGCUGAGAUUUUGGUACUACAUGUCACCAAAAGCUACUGGAAUAAUACGAGUUCUUAUAAAGACAGAAAAUAACCUAAUGAAAGUAUGGGGAGAAUCCGAGAAUCAAGAUGGGUAUUGGAAUAAAGUGGAAAUUCGCUUGGGAAAGCUGAGACACUUUGAAGUCAUAUUUGAAGGCAUACGGACGCGAGACUUUGGCGGAGGAGCGGCCAUUGAUGACAUUGAGUUUUUAAACUGUUCACCAUUUGGAGCGGAGCCUGGAAAAUGCCCAGAAAAUACAGAUUUUAUAUGCAAAAACAAAAAAUGUAUUGAAUCCCACUUAGUCUGUGACUACAAGCCUGACUGUGAGGACUCUUCGGAUGAAGCUUACUGCAGUGAGUACACCAAUGUCCCUGGGAGCUGUAAUUUUGAGAAUGCAAACAAGAUCAUUUUUGGAUGUGAUCUCUCUCAAGACAAUACAAGUGAUUUCCGGUGGGCCGUACGACGCAAAGUCAACAAUUAUCUAAAUACAGACCACACUCCAGGUACAGGAAGAUUCUUUCUCUAUGCCAAUGCAGUCAGACAGAAAGAUGGCGACACUGCACGGAUAUUUACAACCAAAGCUUUUCCUGCCACCACUGAGAAGUGCAGAGUCCGGUUUUGGUAUUACCUAUUUGGACCUCCACAGUCCGGGAUGUUAAAGGUAUAUAUAGUCACUGAAUACGGGUUGAAUAUCCAUCUGUGGUCAGCGGCCGAGAGCAUGGAGCAAAGGUGGAUGUACGGCACUGUCAUUCUGGCUAGCAACAGUCCAUUUCGGGUGGCCUUUGAAGCUCAAGUAGGGGGCAACCAAGAUAUUGACAUUGCUUUGGAUGAUAUAUCAUUUACAUUGGACUGCCAAGUAGAAGGUCCAUUGAUACCACUACCUUCCUGUUCUCAGGAUUUGUUCACCUGUAUGUAUAAAAAGGAAUGUGUUCCCUUAUCAGCAAAAUGUAAUGGAGUAGAAGAAUGCACGGAUGGUACAGAUGAGAUCCUCUGCCCUACUUCAUCUCCUAUCACCAGCCCCGAAACGCGCUGCAGAGUUACUGAGUUCCACUGCUUUGAUAAAUGCAUCCCAUUGAUCAUGCGGUGCGAUGGGGUGACAGAUUGUCGUCUUGGGGAAGAUGAAAAGACCUGCACUUCAAUAAUGGCUGAAAAUGGCUCAGUGAUGUGCCUUCCCUCGAACACCUGGGUGCCUUUUGAAAAACGUUGUGACAGAUUACAAGACUGCAGUGAUCUCAUUGAUGAGUCUGGAUGUUCAGAAUGUCCAAAAGCAUACUGCAGAAAUGGAGGAAAAUGUUCACUAAACAAUGAAGUCCCUGUAUGCAGUUGCAAAGGAAAAUGGCAGGGAAUACGAUGUCACGUCCAUUCACCUGAAGUAUCUCUGAAUACGCCAGAAACUGAUAACACAGGUCUGUGGAUUGGUAUUAGUAUUGGAUUAGCGUUUCUAUUGACGGGAGCUAUUAUUGUCUUCUUAUUCUACUCCUGUAAAAGGUAA